CUCGCAGCAGUAAAGGUGUAACGGUGUACAGUGAUGCUCGUGGUGCUCUGGCAAAAGAGGAUGUUCUCUUUAGUUUUUAUUCCAGACAUGGAUCAUAUUCCUUAAAAAGCUUUUAUCAGCAUAGAAGCACCGAAUUACUCAAACAAAAAGAUAGAAUUUCACAGCAGAGAUGACAGCAGCCACGCAAGUCAUUUUGCAUGCAGUCACCUGAUCUCCGGCCUGUACGUGACCGAGGUUUCCACAGAGUUCCAGUUCUGGUAACGCUGCUGAUGCACGGUGACCGGAUUGAUGUAGCCUUAAAAGACAUUCAAGAUAUUAAGCGACGGUAACGGAAUAACCUUUAUCGUGUGCAAACAAGCCAAAAAUACUCAGUCCCUGCUUGGACUAUGGAACCAACGGAGUCAGAGAUGGCCAUCUUGUCCAAUGGGAAAGGUCACGACCUCGAAGAUGACUUAGCGAUGCCGAUGAAGACAUUGCCAGAAGAAGAUCAAAAUGGCACUCAAACAGUAAGAUUUGAUGAUGUCGAUGGAGGUCUGGAGAGUGAGGAGUUUUUGCCCAAUGCGGACGGAGAGAAGCACAUACGCUUCAAAGAUUUUGAAGGAAAGACGUCUUUUGGCAUGUCCGUCUUCAACCUGGGUAAUGCUAUCAUGGGCAGUGGAAUCCUGGGACUGGCGUAUGCCAUGGCAAACACUGGCAUACUCCUCUUCUUGUUUCUUCUCACUGCAGUAGCAGCCUUGUCAUCUUACUCCAUUCAUCUGCUGCUGAAAUCCUCUGGCAUUGUGGGAAUUCGAGCUUAUGAAGAGCUGGGGAACCGGGCUUUUGGCACUCCGGGAAAAAUGGCUGCCGGUAUAGCAAUUACCCUUCAGAACAUUGGAGCCAUGUCCAGCUACCUGUACAUUGUCAAAUCCGAGUUGCCGCUGGUCAUCCAAGCUUUCCUGAGGGCGGAUCCAAACUCUGAUCUGUGGUACUUAAAUGGAAACUACCUGGUCAUCAUGGUCUCUGCCAGUAUCAUCCUGCCUCUGGCUUUAAUGAAACAGCUCGGAUAUCUCGGCUACACCAGUGGAUUCUCUCUCAGCUGUAUGGUGUUUUUUCUCUCUGCAGUCAUCUAUAAGACGUUUCAGAUCCCCUGCCCCUUCGAGGAGUUCUCAGCCAACACAACCGCUGCCCACCUCAGCCUGAAUGUCUCAGGUCACGGCCGCCAUGAUUACCACGACAAUGGCCUGGUGCACGAGGACGACGAGUCCCACUGCUCCCCGCGCAUGAUCAACAUCAACUCGCAGACAGCAUACACCGUCCCCAUCUUGGCCUUCGCCUUCGUUUGCCACCCCGAGGUCCUCCCCAUCUACACCGAGCUGCGCGAUCCAACGCAGAAGAAGAUGCAGAAGGUGUCCAACAUCUCCAUCUUGGUCAUGUACAGCAUGUACUUUCUGGCCGCUCUCUUCGGUUACCUGACCUUUUACGGCAACGUGGAGCCCGAACUGCUGCACACGUACAGCCGGAUUGAUCCCUACGACACUUUGAUCCUGUGCGUCCGAGUUGCCGUCCUCACAGCCGUGACGCUGACCGUCCCCAUUGUGUUGUUCCCUGUACGCAGAGCAAUCCAGCACAUGGCGUUCCCCAAAAAGUCCUUCAACUGGCUGCGUCACGUUGCCAUUGCCGUCGUUCUGCUCACCAUCAUCAAUAUGCUGGUGAUAUUUGCUCCAAACAUUCUGGGCAUCUUCGGCAUCAUCGGCGCAACGUCGGCUCCCUGCCUCAUCUUCAUCUUCCCUGCUGUGUUUUACAUCCGCAUUGUUCCCAAAGAAGAUGAACCCAUGAACUCUGUUCCUAAGAUACUGGCGGCCUGUUUUGCAGCUCUGGGUGUCUCUUUCAUGGUCAUGAGUCUGAGCUUCAUACUCAUCGACUGGACUGCAGGGGGGGGGCAAGCUGCUGGAGGCCACUAGAUGCUGCUUUGGUGUUUGUGAGCUUUGGGGGGGGGAAUAACUGGUCAAUGUAAAGGGAAUAUCGUCACCAUCAGUGGGAUUAUGACAGGGUAACUAUAAUAAACUCUAGGCCGGUUGGAAUCACAAUCGAUGGCGUUCAAUUAGCUUUUAGUGAGCAAAAUCCUCGCAUAACGACACAAUUUAUUUUACAUGCAAUAGUAAAGCAAUUUUUAUGGAUAAUCUGGACUCAACAGGGUUUCUGUUUAUCACCAUCUGUUGGUGUUACCAUGACGCUGAAAUGGUCCUUUCCCGUCUCUUCCUUUUUAUCGACACACAAACAACUGCAGUUGGUUGAUACACAUAGGGCGAUAGGGGAUACACAAUGUGUGAAAAAUAGGGGAUACACAAGUUAUUUUGUACACAUUUCAACUAUUUUUCACUAUACCAGCACAAGAGAAUAUUCAGAUGUUCUCAUCAUGACCAGCUGCUCUCUAAACUAUAAAGGAAUCAGUGCUUUAAGGCCUUAGAGUGCAGAUGACAUUUAGUUGAGUGAUCUGUGGAGUGCUCAUGAGAUACAUCAUACAAAGCUUCAGGAACCCGGGUGCCUUACGGCAUUUGGAAAAGCACACAAACACACAGCAAAGACUAGAUUGUAUAUUUAUUCAGCCACUUUAUCUUUUCUAAUUUCAAAUGGACUAUAUUAAACGACUUUGUAUGAUAAAGGCUAUGACCCAAAUAUAUCAUAGCUUACAGUACAUAGAUGAUGGAAGGUGUUAAGGAUUAUGAUAUUUUCUAAUAAAAUUCAAAGAGCUCGAUCUUAAUAACUCAUACCUCCCCUUACAGAACUCUUAGCACAAUUAUUCCAAAGUGUGACCUUGAAUAUUAACCAAGUCAAAAUUAGGUUUUAAACUGACAAUUCAGUAUCUAAAUAUUAAAUUUCUUAAAUUUCUGAUUAUAUAUUUAUAAAUUCUCAAAUGUCCAUGACAAUUCAAAAUGAAAUAAAAUUAACAGUUGUAAAAAAAAUACACUUAUUUACAUUAUUGAAAAUAGUUACAUAAUAAGAUGCAACAGUUAAACUCCUCCCGGACCCUAGAAAGCUCACUAACAUUUUACAUUUUUAAAUCCAGAAGUCUCCUCCUUUAAUGAAAUGUUUCCAAUCAUGCAGAUAUUUCUGGUUGUACUUAUGGUCACAAAAGUAUGCUGACACCUAAGUAAUAAACAUACUUUAAAACCUAUGCAAAUAAACCAAAAAAAAAAAAAAAA
Molecule: messenger RNA, 3182 nt
Organism: Pungitius pungitius (ninespine stickleback)
Lineage: Eukaryota; Metazoa; Chordata; Actinopteri; Perciformes; Gasterosteidae
Gene: slc38a3b
Product: solute carrier family 38 member 3b
Exons: 18
Coding region: 387-1940 (517 amino acids)
Biological process (GO): L-glutamine transport; amino acid transmembrane transport; histidine transport
Cellular component (GO): plasma membrane
Molecular function (GO): L-histidine transmembrane transporter activity; L-glutamine transmembrane transporter activity; L-asparagine transmembrane transporter activity
Source: RefSeq, a predicted model, not a curated record